This is a messenger RNA of Physella acuta, 519 nucleotides long. RefSeq names its product peroxidasin. NCBI's taxonomy places the organism in Eukaryota, Metazoa, Mollusca, Gastropoda, Physidae. The record is from RefSeq and is a predicted model, not a curated record. Gene Ontology annotation, molecular function: protein binding.
AUGACGCUGCUGCCCUUCAGAUUUGGUUCUCAGGUUAUUCUAGUUAUCGUUGCAACUCCUGCUUCCAACCCCUCUACAGGUUUAACUUCCAGCACCAUUCGACGAUGAUGAAAUACGUUCUAGUUUUGGUCUUGCUGGCAGCAGCAACUGCCACAGCAGACGACACAACAGCAGACGACACAACAGCAGAAGUUGCAGGUGAAGAAGAAAUAGAGGUAGCAGAAGGUACCUGUGAGAUUGAUGGCGUCACCUAUCAGUUCAACGAUGAACUCCCAUCUGAUGACCCAUGUACUCAAUGUUACUGUCACGGCCAGCCAACACCCUUGUGCACGAGGGUAUACUGCGACUGGCCAGACUGCCCUGAAGGCUACGAGAUCUUCUACCCAAAAGACGAGUGCUGCCCUGGAUGUCAGCCCAUCCCGUAAAGAGGGACACCUUGUCUGACGAUGGCCUGAAGGUGAUUUUAUCAUCGAUAAAAAACUGAAACAUGAAUCAUAAAUAAAAAUAUUUAAAUCAUCG